This is a messenger RNA of Trichechus manatus latirostris (Florida manatee), 1686 nucleotides long. It is a transcript of the gene SF3A2, whose product is annotated as splicing factor 3a subunit 2. Gene Ontology annotation, cellular component: nucleus; U2-type prespliceosome; catalytic step 2 spliceosome. Gene Ontology annotation, biological process: spliceosomal complex assembly. Gene Ontology annotation, molecular function: nucleic acid binding; zinc ion binding. The record is from RefSeq and is a predicted model, not a curated record. NCBI's taxonomy places the organism in Eukaryota, Metazoa, Chordata, Mammalia, Sirenia, Trichechidae. Bases 208 to 1686 code for a protein of 492 amino acids. The transcript has 10 exons.
GACGCAGGGUGACAACAGAAUCAAGGACCACCCAAAGACUGGUGGCGCGCUUUAACGGAAAGAGAGGAGCAGGCGAAGAGGAACAAUAACGUUUUACGGGGGGACCCAGGAGACAUCUUCCUUGCCUCCGAGAAGACUGACUGCUGAGCCAGAGGAAUAGAAUUUAAGUGGUUUCUCCUGCUCCACUGACACCCGGGCACCCUCACCAUGGACUUCCAGCACCGACCCGGCGGCAAGACCGGAAGCGGGGGCGUGGCGUCCUCCUCGGAGAGCAACCGGGACCGCCGGGAGCGCCUGCGGCAGCUGGCCCUGGAGACCAUCGACAUCAACAAGGAUCCGUACUUCAUGAAGAACCACCUGGGCUCCUACGAGUGCAAGCUCUGCCUGACGCUCCACAACAACGAGGGCAGCUACCUAGCGCACACCCAAGGGAAGAAGCAUCAGACCAACCUGGCCCGGCGAGCUGCCAAGGAAGCCAAGGAGGCCCCAGCCCAGCCUGCGCCGGAGAAGGUCAAGGUCGAGGUGAAGAAGUUUGUGAAGAUCGGCCGCCCGGGCUACAAAGUGACCAAGCAGAGGGACACGGAGGUGGGCCAGCAGAGUCUCCUCUUCCAGAUUGACUACCCAGAGAUUGCCGAGGGCAUCAUGCCGCGCCACCGCUUCAUGUCCGCCUACGAGCAGAGGAUCGAGCCCCCGGACAGACGCUGGCAGUACCUGCUGAUGGCCGCUGAGCCCUACGAGACCAUUGCCUUCAAGGUGCCCAGCAGGGAGAUCGACAAGGCCGAGGGCAAGUUCUGGACCCACUGGAACCGGGAGACCAAGCAAUUCUUCCUGCAGUUCCAUUUUAAAAUGGAGAAGCCCCCCGCACCACCCAGCCUCCCGGCCGGGCCUCCAGGGGUGAAGCGGCCCCCACCGCCCCUGAUGAACGGACUGCCCCCGCGGCCGCCGCUGCCUGAGGCCUUGCCCCCUCCCCCUCCUGGAGGCCUGCCCCUGCCACCCAUGCCUCCCACGGGGCCUGCACCCACCGGGCCCCCCGGGCCCCCCCAGCUGCCCCCGCCAGCCCCCGGGGUCCACCCCCCCGCCCCGGUGGUUCACCCACCAACCUCUGGGGUCCACCCGCCAGCACCAGGGGUCCACCCCCCAGCCCCGGGCGUCCACCCCCCAGCCCCAGGGGUCCACCCUCCCCCAUCUGCCGGAGUUCACCCCCAGGCCCCAGGGGUGCACCCACCGACUGCUGGAGUUCACCCUCAGCCUCCAGGGGUACACCCGCCCACUCCUGCCGUUCACCCCCAGGCCCCUGGGGUGCACCCACCUGCUCCAGGGGUCCACCCAGCAGGCCCAGGAGUUCAUCCUCAGGCUCCGGGGGUCCACCCUCAGGCUCCUGGGGUCCACCCUCAGGCUCCGGGGGUCCACCCUCAGGCUCCGGGGGUUCACCCUCAGGCUCCGGGGGUCCACCCUCAGGCUCCGGGGGUUCACCCUCAGGCUCCAGGGGUCCACCCAGCAGCCCCAGGAGUUCACCCUCAGGCUCCGGGGGUGCAUCCCCAGGCUCCGGGGGUCCACCCUCCUGCUCCUGGGGUGCAUCCCUCAAAUCCUGGAGUGCACCCCCCGACUCCCAUGCCCCCAAUGCUGAGGCCCCCUCUCCCCUCCGACGGCCCUGGCAGCCUCCCUCCCCCUCCGCCAGGCAACUGA